Molecule: messenger RNA, 1702 nt
Organism: Gadus chalcogrammus (walleye pollock)
Lineage: Eukaryota; Metazoa; Chordata; Actinopteri; Gadiformes; Gadidae
Gene: foxg1c
Product: forkhead box G1c
Exons: 1
Coding region: 323-1702 (459 amino acids)
Biological process (GO): regulation of transcription by RNA polymerase II
Cellular component (GO): nucleus
Molecular function (GO): sequence-specific double-stranded DNA binding; DNA-binding transcription factor activity
Source: RefSeq, a predicted model, not a curated record
AGUGUUGUAAUUAAAGCAGAGUUCAGCCAUCAGUCAAAGAGGUGUAGCGGGCCGGGCUCCAGAGGAACGACUCGCCUCUGCUCUCAAGUGGCGGUGACACAGUGCGGCGGGCCGGGCUCCAGAGUAACGACGCCUCUGCCCUCCAGUGUUGGUGACACAGUGCGCCGUGCAACGGGCUGACCUCCAGCGAGGAACUACGCGAAUCUGCUCUCCAGUGGUGGUGACACGGUGCGCACGUGUUGCGUGUCUUCGGCUCGCCAGCGCGUCGUAUCCGCGUCGCGCGUCGCGUUCUCGUGUCAUCAAGGGCUAUAUCGCAGUCAGAAUGCAGACUGACACUUUAAGGACGCAGGGCAUGUUGACCGUGGACGAUUUGAAAACUCCUGCACAUUUUUACCAUAAAUCCCCUUUCAGCAUCAGCAGCCUACUGAGACGAGAGGGGGUGAUGUGUGGAGAGGGCGACGCGCUGCAAGGGGUUCCCAUUACGCACGGAGGCAGACCCUGCUCUGGAGUCCCCAUUACGCACGGAGGCAGACCCUGCUCUGGGGUCCUGGGAGUGGUUCCCAGAACUCACGGAGGCAGCCCUUGCUCUGGGGACCCGGGCACGCCGCCACUUGAUCCUCAGGACCGCACGGAACACGGCCGUAGUGGGAUGAUCUGCAACAACGCCGACGAAGAAGGUAAAGAGGAAAAAAUGAUCGUUGUUCCAAAAGACAAACUGGGGGGAAAUGAGUGUGAAUCGAAUAAAUCAGAGGAAGAAGAAAAGGUUAAACCACAAAAGCCCCCGUUCAGCUACAACGCGCUCAUCAUGAUGGCCAUCCGCCAGAGCCCGGAGCAGCGGCUCACUCUGAACGGCAUCUACGAGUACAUCAUGGGCCACUUCCCGUACUACCGGGAGAACCGACAGGGCUGGCAGAACUCCAUCCGGCACAACCUGAGCUUAAAUAAAUGCUUUGUGAAAGUGCCGCGCCACUACGACGACCCCGGCAAGGGCAACUACUGGAUGCUGGACCCCUCCAGCGACGACGUGUUCAUCGGGGGGACAUCUGGGAAGCUCCGGCGCCGCGCGUCAUCGGGCCCCACCAGGGGGGCCAAGCUGGCCCUCAAGAGGGCCGGCCACGGCCUGACGUCCACCACGGCGACCAGCCUCACCUUCGCCGCGGCAGGCUCCUUCUACUGGCCCCUGCAGUCGUUCCUGGCCCUCCAGCAGCCCGUGCGCCCCCCGUUCUGCACGGGGGGCCUUCUGGGGCCCCGGCACCACCACCACCACUCCGGUUACGCCACGUCAGUUCUGUCGCAGCGUACGCGCCGCCAUGUGAACGCAACGUGUAUGGGGGAGGAAUCCGCGCAUCUGCAGAGGAGCCAGGAGAGGAACCAGGAGCGGACCGAGGAGAGAUCUUACUUUGGUGUGAGUUGCGCGCAGUCGAGCCCCCAUCAGAUCAGCGCGACCGCCGCGUUCUCCGCGUCAAUGAUCCCGCUGUCUCUGUCCGACCCCGGUCCGUUUAAUGUGCUUUCCGGACAAACCAGUUACUUCUACUCGCAACAAAUGCCCUAUAGCGCAGUGUUUAACCGGUGCCAGGAGGAGCGGGCCUUCUCUAGGACUUUUCAGGGCAGCGCGCUGUGUAAGAACGGCCAGUCGGAGUGUGUAAGCGCCUAUGAGUUCCCUAGUUACUAUCCUCCACCCAAUCCGACCCCCGGGGUGUAG